AUGACCAUCUUAAACUGUUUUACAAUUUUAAAAAUAAAAUUAAAGAAAAUUUUGAAACAAAAUCAUUUCAAAUUGAAAUGUUCAAUUUCAAAAGUGAAAUUUUAUAACUGGACACCUGUACAGUAGUUGUCAUUGCAAUAUCAUCAGCAUACAGUUAUUUGUUGUGGAGACACUGCAAGCACAAGUAUUUUAAUUUAAAAUACAAGGAAAUACAUUAGCCUCUCCCAUACCACUGUGUGAGAACUGUGGGCAGCUGUUAACUUUUAAUGGAAACUACUGCAAGUGCACUGUGCAAAAUGAUUGCAAGUAGGUGGAGCUUAACAUUAUUAUGUUUUCAUAAUUUGCAAAAGGAAAUUGAGCAACUCAGGCAAAUUCAUCUGACUGAAAGGACAUUUGUACAGUGAUUCACACAUUUAUAGGGAAAAAAGUAGUCAAAUUUGUGUUCACACAUUUAGCUGAUCACUUGAUGAUAGUUCUCCUCCAGUUGUGCUUAAAUUGUGUUCCUUAGAUCUGAAAUAUUUUAUUGUUUUCGCACUCUACAUACACUAGAUACGGAGUUUCCAAGGAAUUUGGUGUUGAUAUUUGUCAUGUCCAGGCUUGCAAAGCACUUGUCUUUCCAGUCAACUUCCCUCUGAGUGUAAAUGGCAAGGAAGUUUUUCCAUUGACACAACCUGCCAUGAGCAAACCACUGUCAACAGCGUUAUUGUUUAGGUGUUGUUAGCAGCCAAUAAUGAGUACUUUACAAUGUGUUAGUUAAGAUCCCUGGUGGCAGUAUUUACUGUGCUCUGUAGUCAUAUAACACUGUGCCUUUCAAUGAAGGGUUGCUAGUAGCACUACUGAUCAGUGCAUAACGCACACACAAACACACAUACACACACACACACAACUAACGGCAACAUUUAAACUAUGACUCAGAGCUGUCAAGCUUGGUCAAUUCAGUUAAAUGUUAUUUGAAAUUUAGUAUUCCUUGUCAAGGGAGCGGAGUCGGAGCCUAGAAAAUUUGCAGCACAAAUGUUUUUUGCAGAGCUUUUUUAAUGGAUGAUUAAUAUGUAUCUACAAAGGCAAUUUUAUAAGAAAGAGUGGAACUUUAGGGAAGAAGAUGGAGGUAAGAACAAUAACUAACAUGUAUUUACAUCAUUGAGGCUUCCAUGGCAAUGUGUGUUCUGCCUCAGCAGUGUCCACCGCACUCCUGGGACCUUAAAGAGAAUAGAAAAUAGACAGUGGUGGGCUGCUUUUCCAUAUACUCAAGUAAAUCUACUUACAUCACUAGGGUGCUUUAGUACCCACAUGGUUCCCCUCAAUCCCAUCUCCCAAGAGUGGUACAUCCCCUGAGGACUCUGCCUUAUGUAUAAGAGAGAGAUGGGAAGGAGGAAUUCCUGAGUCACCUGAAGUAGCUCAGAGGGGUGUCCUCAAUCCAAACCUGGGCCUGGUUGACUUCCAUCUCUGGCUCAAACACAAGAGAGAAGGAAGUUAUAAAUUCAGCUGCAAAACAACAGAAAAAAUAUUCAUUUAUUUAUUAAUUACUUUGUUUUACUAUAAAUAGCGUUGAGUAAUGGAUUAGAAAUCAAGAAAUGAAGAAAUUCAGCCCUAGUUCAUGGAUCCUCAGUAGUUUCUGCUCCCGCUGGACAGAGAUUCUCCUUGUCGUCUUUCAACAGGGAUCACGCUAUUCUUCACCUUCCCGCCACUUCCCUCCAGUCCCUCCUGCUCGUACACAGCCAUUUCCCUACCACUUACAGGUGGUGCCACAGGAGAAACCAGGCCUUCCCUCUAUGCAGGGUCCAGCCCAUGGGUCCUCCCGUGACACAGCUGUCUGACUCAAAUACUAACUGUGCUGCUUCACUGCUUCCCGGGGCCACUUCCUAUCAUGUCUGUCUCUUGUUAGGCCUUUCUCCUCAGCCUCUUGCCAUCAAUCCUCUGCUGAAACCCUCCUGGGUUUUGAUCCCACUUUCCUGUCAGGGGCACCACCUCCAGUCUCAGUUCAGAUGCCUGGUCAUUGGAGGGCACCACUGCUGUCACCAGAUCUCUCCCAGCCACUGCCCUGCCUGUCAGCUUUCUCCCUUGACUGACCAGCACAAUCUGCCUUUGUAUCUGGCUCCUUCUUCCCCACAGGCCUGGCUCCAGUCCCAAGGUCUGGGCGGCAAGUCAAACCUAGAUGGAAGCUGGUCCUGAGUUCUUCCUAAAGUCCUAACUUGUGCUGCGCACGUGGCUCAUGACUCAUGCACCACUGCAGAUAGCACCAGAUCACUCGUACCUGUUUCAAGUUGCAACAAUGAAAUUCUCUAAGGUAGACAAGGGUUAAAGUUCACAAAAGAAAGAUACUUAGUGUGAUGAGCUGACAACACCAGUUGACAACAGCACAAGGUUUAGGUAACCAAUACAUAUACACCAGACAAGAAUGUCACUGAAAACUGGAAGAGGGUGGGAAAUGGUUUUCCCAUAAUGUAAGAAUUUUUUGAGGUUUUGAAAUUUUUUCCCAUCCUGAAUUGGGAAAAAAAGGUCAAAAUCUUGAAUAUUUUGGUGGACUGAAAAAUCAUAAAAAAAAAUUCAAAUCGGGUCAAUUGAAACAUUUCAUUUCAACUGUGCCUUUUCUUCACAAUUGAAAAACAGAACUUUUCAACCAUUUAGAUUUUUUUCCCCAAAAAUAUUUCAAAGCAGGAAUUUUGUCAAACCAACCACUUUUGGUGAAAAGUUUCAGUUUUGACAAAUUGCCAUUUCCCCAUUAAUAUUCUAUCACAGGAAAGGAGGGGCGAGGGAAUGCUGUGAGGUGUGACAUGCAUCCUAGGUUUCUAUGGCGAUUUAGAAUGUAUGGAAUUUACAUUCUGGGGAUUGUUUCAAAAGCUGAGAGUUUAAACCUGAGGAGAAAAGAUUCUCAACCUUAAAAAAUAUACCAAGAUGUCGGUCUGAAAACAGGUUGAGCAGAAGAUUGAUCACUGUAUAGCUGAUGUGCAUGUCUUGGGAAAAAUCAGACCUGUGCAGACACUAAGGCUUUGUCUACACUGGCAAGUGAACGACACAACACCCCAAAAGACAAAAGUUUUGUUGAGGAAAAGCGUCGGUGUGAACAGAGCUUUGUCGGUAGGAAUGGGCUCCUGCUGACAAAGCAACCACCACUUUUUGGGGGUGGAAGUUUUUUAUCUGCAGGAGAGAGAGAUCUCCCACUGACAAACAGCGGCUACACUGUGCACCUUUUAGCGGCACGGCUGUAGUGCCGUGGCUGUGUUGCUAAAAGCGGCAUAGUGUAGAUAAAGCCUGAGUUGUGAUUAGGAAAAUUUCUUUCUUAUUUUAUUUUCUAAUGUUGUUACAUUCCAAGGGUAAAAUUUAAUGUCCGUCCCUGGAGGCCCCAUCCUGGGGAUUUCAGAGUGUGGAGUGGUAAAAUAGAUGUAGAGGAGCUUCUGCAGCAGGUUUGGGGGAAGGGCAGAGCACUGCCACCGAAGCAGCAAUAUCCCCUAAAUCAGCUAUCGACUGGGAUUUUGUGACCACCACAGAGAGAAGGGGCAGCAGAGCCUUCAAAAAAUAAGGCCCACACAAUGGCAUAUGACCAUGAUGGAGAAGACAUCCUGAAGCCUCUGAUCUUCCGUCUCCACGAGAGCGUUCCUGAAGCAGUCCGUGAGGUCUUACUGGAACGUGGUUGGAGUGAAUUUGAUGAACAAGAGCAAGAUGAAGCAGACUGGAAUCUGUACUGGCAGAACUCUCCUUUCCGUAUGACUGACCACCGAAGCAUUAAACCAUGGCAGAGGCUCAAUCACUAUCCAGAAACAGUGAGGAUCACAAGGAAAGACUAUCUGGCAAGGCAUCUGAAACGCAUGAAGGGAAUUUAUGGACCAUCUCUUUGUGAGUUUAGUCCAGUGGCAUUCAUCAUGCCUAAUGACUAUGUCAAGUUUAUAGCAGAGUACACCAAGGAGAGACAGUCACAGGGCAAAAAGCCAAGCUAUUGGAUUUGUAAGCCUGUAGAUUUGUCUCGUGGAAGGGGCAUACUCAUUUUCCAGGACAUUAAAGACUUUGUAUAUGAUUGCAUGGUCAUUGUGCAGAAGUACAUUAGUAACCCUUGGCUUAUUUCUGGGUACAAAUCAGAUCUCCGCCUCUAUGUCUGUGUCACCAGUUUUUGCCCCCUUACCAUUUACACUUACGAUGAAGGGCUGGUGAGGUUUGCCACUGAAAAGUUUGACCUCAGUUCUCUGGACAAUGUUUAUGCCCAUCUGACAAACACCAGCAUCAAUAAAUUUGGCGCCUCAUACAAAAAAAAUAAAGAAGGGAUUGGCCGUGGCUGCAAAUGGACUUUCAGCAAAUUUCGAUCUUACCUACGCAGCCAUGAGGUGGACGACCUGCUUCUGUGGCAGAGAAUAAACAACAUUGUAAUGCUGACCCUGCUUGCUAUAACCCCUUCUGUUCCAUUGACAUCCAAUUGCUUUGAGCUGUUUGGGUUCGACAUUCUGAUAGAUGACACAUUCAAACCAUGGCUUUUAGAAGUAAACUACAGCCCAGCCUUGCACCUAGACUGUUCCAUUGACACAACAGUGAAAAAAAGACUUCUCCAUGAUAUCAUUGAAUUGCUAAAUUAUAAGCAAACUGACACCUUGAGAGAAAACAAAGGGCCUGGCACUAAAACUUCAUAUGCUGGUAGAACACAUAUCCCCUUGAGGACACAGGGUGAAAAUGCAACAGAUGAUGCUCCCAAUAUCCUUGCUUCUAGGCAAGAGAGUGAAUGGACUGCCACUUCUGCAGUGCAGUCUCUCUUGGAGGUUGCAGGAGGUUCAUUUAAGAAGGAGGCCAUAGUGAUGGGGAAAAUGGCCAGAACACAUCCAAGGAAAACACUAACCUCGCAGCUCCGGGAAAAGAUGAACAGGCCGAAAACAUCUUCACAAUCAAAGGCGGCGUCUAAAAGCAAACAGCUGCCAGGCGCUAGGCACCCUGCACAUGCAUCUGUCCAAGUCACCCACUGGUUGCCUACCACUGAGUUAUGUAACUACAAAUUAACUAUUCCUCCAUAUUUUCUCUCCACUAAAGACAAAAGGCCCUUCCCUCGAGUAGGUGAUUUUGUCCUUAUAUUUCCUUUCAACGAUGCUGCGCUUGAAGCCUCAAGAAAUGGAAUAGAUGUAAAAAGCAUCGUACAAGAAAUACACAAGUUAAUGAACAAACAGUCGCCCCCAGGACAGCAGAAAGUAAAGAAGAGAAAAGAUUAUUUAACUUUUAGAUAACUCAGUGGAUGUUAGGCUAUAAGCUGCCACACAAUGAAAGAGGAAGACAAUAACCAGAUAUGAAUGGUGCUAUUGACACAUCUUAGCUGGUGGCUUAGUUUGAAGAUGGUGGGUAUGUGCAGAAGUCAUCUCAGAAAUAGGGAUCUUGCAAAACCACACACAAUUUGAAAAUGUCUCUUGUGAUUUAACAAUGACGCUAGGCAAUUAUUUUGUUAAAUAAAAGGAUGAAUUGCAUAAUUAAUUUAUACAGUAUUCUUCUCCCUCUGAAACAGUCCCAAAAUGAAAAUAUAAAGUUGUAUAUUCUUUCAAAAGCUUUUAAAAUGUCAAUCUUU
Gopherus flavomarginatus (Mexican gopher tortoise) is the source of this 5527-nucleotide messenger RNA. It is a transcript of the gene TTLL2, whose product is annotated as tubulin tyrosine ligase like 2. Gene Ontology annotation, biological process: microtubule cytoskeleton organization; protein polyglutamylation. The transcript has 3 exons. Bases 3528 to 5195 code for a protein of 555 amino acids. Gene Ontology annotation, molecular function: tubulin binding; tubulin-glutamic acid ligase activity. Lineage: Eukaryota; Metazoa; Chordata; Testudines; Testudinidae. The record is from RefSeq and is a predicted model, not a curated record. Gene Ontology annotation, cellular component: cilium.